CCCACUCCUCGUCCUCCCUCCACUUUUCUUCACGUCUGCUUCUCUCUCUCUUGCUUCUAUGAUUUGGGUUUGAAGAUGGGAAAUGCGAACGGCAAAGAAGACGAAGCCGUCUCUAACGUAGACGCAGAUGCCAACGGCGGUGAUCCUUCCUCCCGCACUCGUCAUGGACCUGGUCGUCCUUCCUCAGACUCUAUGAGCAGUUCUCCUCCCGGCAGCCCAGCUCGAUCUCCUUCUCCUUUCUUAUUCGCUCCUCAGGUUCCAGUGGCUCCAUUGCAGAGGACAAUAAACGCCCCUCCUUCGCCUAAUAAAAUCCAGUGGAACCAAUCUCAAAGAGUUUCUGAUCAUCCCGAAGAGCAAGGAAUCCCUAUUAUCAUUACAUGGAACCAGGGAGGUAAUGAUGUGGCGGUAGAAGGAUCAUGGGACAACUGGAGAUCAAGGAAGAAGCUGGAGAAAUCUGGAAAAGACCACUCGAUUCUCUUUGUCCUUCCAUCUGGCAUAUACCAUUACAAGGUGAUCGUCGAUGGUGAAAGCAAACACAUCCCGGAGUUACCCUUUGUAUCAGACGAAAUGGGCAAUGUCUGUAACAUUCUCGAUGUUCAUAACUUUGUGCCAGAAAACCCUGAAAGCAUAGCUGAGUUUGAGGCGCCACCGUCACCUGAUCAUAGCUACGGACAAACUCUCCCAACAGCAGAGGAUUACACAAAAGAUCCACUCGCGGUGCCACCUCAGCUUCGUCUAACACUUGUGGACAGUAGUGAGGAAACAGGCAAAGCCGCAAAGCCUCAGCAUGUGGUGCUUAACCAUGUGUUCAUAGAGCAAGGGUGGAGCCCUCAAUCCAUUGUAGCUUUGGGUUUGACCCACAGGUUCGAGUCUAAGUACAUAACUGUUGUCCUCUACAAACCACUUCCACGUUAAACCUAAAACCCAAAUCCAAUGCCACAUUGUGUUUUUUUUUUCCUUCAUUUCUAAACUCUGUGAGAACUUGUCCUUUGUUCAUAGUGAUUAGUGAGUGAGUGCACAACUUUGCUAUAUGUAUAAAGCUUCUCAAUGUAACAAACAAAACCCUAUUUUUUUACGUUUUUGUAACUGUAAUUACACUUCAUUGCUAAUAACAAGCUUAUUAUAUGCUUGCAACCA
Molecule: messenger RNA, 1137 nt
Organism: Brassica rapa (field mustard)
Lineage: Eukaryota; Viridiplantae; Streptophyta; Magnoliopsida; Brassicales; Brassicaceae
Product: SNF1-related protein kinase regulatory subunit beta-1
Molecular function (GO): protein binding
Source: RefSeq, a predicted model, not a curated record